Corythoichthys intestinalis (scribbled pipefish) is the source of this 16021-nucleotide messenger RNA. It is a transcript of the gene flrt1a, whose product is annotated as fibronectin leucine rich transmembrane protein 1a. The transcript is spliced from 4 exons. Lineage: Eukaryota; Metazoa; Chordata; Actinopteri; Syngnathiformes; Syngnathidae. Gene Ontology annotation, molecular function: protein binding. The record is from RefSeq and is a predicted model, not a curated record. Bases 8687 to 10732 code for a protein of 681 amino acids.
AGAAAGACUUGUAGUUUAAAAGUUAAUAUCAGUUAGAAUAAUUUGAUAUUAAAAUCCCUGUUGAUGUUUUCGUUUUCAUACAAUUUGUAAAAUUAGUUUAACUAGUACAGUAGUUCGCCUUUAUUGUUGACGUCGCAGGGUGGUGACAUCACUGGGUUAUGCUGCCGGGCUUCCAGAGUAUGACUCUAGCGACAUAAACAUGUCAUCUGUUCAACCCUUUCAAUUUGACCCCGAGAGGAACAUUAAUGAGCAUGACAGCACUGUCGAUAGUUCACAAAACGAGCAGCAAAAGCAGAGUGAACAGGAAAGAGUGCAUGAGACGAGCUGAGAAUAUGACAAAACCGUUGUUCUGCCAAAAUGUGCUUCACUGGCAAAACGUCCUACAAGAACCAAAUUUGAUGCCUAAAGUACUACCGUGCGCUUUCAGCUUGUUUUGUGUUUAGAUGCAUACGGACAGAACAUUCUAAAGAUGCCUUAAGAAAAUACGUAAACGUAGUAAUAUCAAAUGAGGGUUGUUUAAAAAUAACUGGUACACGCAGGUUAGGGUUUGCGUAGAAACCUCCCUCCUGAUGCCUUCAAGUGGGUGCGCUGGCAGCUAAAGCUGCUGGUCCGGGCUUAUGGGUUGGCGGUCAGCACAUCCACCUGUUGCGCAGUGGCGCCUCCAGAAAUUUUUCACAGGGGUGGCCAGAUGGGGCCACUUAAAAUCUUGGGGUGGCCAAAACUAAAAGCCAUAAUUUCAGGUUUUCAUUAUAUUAUUGCAGUAAAAAGGUCAGGGGAAAACUAUCAGAAAAACUUAAGGACAUGGCUACUGAUAUACUUUGGUGUAUUGUGUAAUAUUUGAUGUUACUAAUGAUUUAAUGUGCAUAGUCCAUAACUGUCCAGUCAACAUUUUGAGUUCCACAACAAUUCUGUUUUAUUGUGCUAUGUAUAUAUUAGGCAUAAGGUGUACAUUUAACUAUGGCUGUCAAACGAUUUAAAAUUUUUAUCGAGUUAAUCACAGCUUAAAAAUUAAUCGUAAUUAAUUGCAAUUCAAACCAUCUCUAAAAUAUGCCAUAUUUUUCUGUUAAUUAUUGUUGGAAUGGAAAGAUAAGACAAGACUGAUAUAUACAUUCAACAUACUGUACAUAAGUACUGUAUUUAUUAUACCAAUAAAUCCACAAGAUGGCAUUAACACUAUUAACAUUCUUUCUGUGAAAGGGAUCCACGGAUAGAAAGACUUGUAAUUCGUAAAAGAUAAAUGCGAGUUUGUAUAUUGUGACUAAAUAUUGCCAUCUAGUGUAUUUGUUGAGCUUUCAGUAAAUGAUACUGUAGCGACUUAACUGUUCUGCACAAAUGCAUGAUGGGAAGUGGUGCAACCAUGACUGUGUGUGGUGGCUGCAAAUGUUAUAUCUUCUCUACGUUGGGUACACUACAGGGUGUUAAGAAAAAGAUCAACUCCUGUCAAUCUUCCCCACAAUAUUUAUAGUUGCUGUGGGAGAGAUGAGAUAACAAAGCUUUUGCCAAUUAAAAGCACGGCCCCAGUGAAUGCUUGAAUCUACUCCACUCACUUGACUCUGCCUCUUAUCUCUGUAUAUGACUAAAACGGCGCCAUUGUAGGCUGUUUGCGGCAAUGCGUGAAUGAGUCGUACCGCGAAUGCGUUAAUUGCGAUAUUUUCACGUGAUAAAUUAAAAAGAAAUAAUUACUGCCCAUUAACGCGAUAAAUUUGACAGCCCCUACAUUUAACAAAACAAAACAAACUAAAUGCAUUCAUUUGGGAUGAAAUCCAUAACUGAUGCUACAACAAUCUAACAAUAUACUGGCAAGCGGGGUGGCCAGUGGGGUGACCAAUCAAUUUAUAGGGGUGGCCGUGGCCACCCCUGGCCACCCCCUGGUGGCGCCACUGCUGUCGCGUGGACGUGUCGUGCGGCGCGGGUAGUCCUGACCUGGACAAGGGGGAUGGAUCGCGUCGCGCAGCGCGGUUCGAUGCAAAAACCGGUUACAUAAAUACGCUACAUGACAACAGAUCAACAAUCUGCUUUGAAGCUACCACAAAAAAACACAAUGCUUAAAAGUAUGGGAAGGAAACACACGCAAAAAGUAUUUUGAGGCAAUGAAAAGGUAAUAAAAGACUCAAUAAAAACACAAAUAGUAAGAACUCACCGCUUUUAACCGAUGUGCGCAUGUGUUGGAGGUUUUGCUGGGUAGAAGGAAUUGCAGAAAACCGUUAGUGUUCGUCUAGUGACAGUGACAAACUACGUCAUCACCCCGAGUGUCCAUUGCACGCAUAAAACAUGGCGCCCUCCAUAGGUCAGAACAUGUACUAAAUAUUAUACAUUUUUAAAUCAAUGGCAAUUAUUUUGCGUUUCUAAUAACAUAUUUUAGAAAAAAUGAACAAUUGUGGCUUAUUAGAGCCUACAAGUUUUUAAGUCCGCGGUUCCCUUUAAAAACGAUAGCAGCACAAACAAAAAAUUUUAUAGCACAAACGUAGCACAAAUGAUUGACAUCAUUUUUACAAAAAUUUGCGUCUGAUGGGGGAACAACAAAUCCUUUCCAACCUAUACUCAUUUGAAUACACAGAUGAGCUAACACCAAUCAUUUGGGUUUUGUUGUUUUACGCUUUUGCAUUGCAUUGUAGCAUUUUAGGUUCCAUUUGAAGAUAGCAAUGAAAUGUGCUAACUGACAAUGUUUUAAGAAGUGUCCCUAAGCCCACGUGGCAAUAUCCUCUACGCAUUGAUGCCGGUUUUUAAUGCAGUGCCGCCUGAGGAAUUAAAGGUCACAGGCAUUCAAUAUUGGUUUUCGGCCUUGCUGCUUAUAUGCAGAGAUUUUUCCUGAUCCUCUAAAUCGUUUGAUAAUAUUAGGGACAGUAGAUUAUGAAUAUUCCUUGUCACUGUAUGUUGAAAAACAGUUGUAAACCGGUGGACUUUUUUUUUGUCACUCACGCAGUUGUUGACAAAGUGGUGACAUUUUGACACUUACCUGUAUCCAAUUUUACCCGUGUACACGUCAUUAGACAAUUUAUACGACAGACCAAACAGCUUGAAUUAUGAUUUUACUCUUCUCUUCCACUGUGCUUUGAAAAUAUGAAGCGUCAGUCAAAAAGAAAGCGUUACAUGAGGUUAAUUGCUUCAAAGAGAGACUGUACGCCAGCCAUGAUUUACAUUUCAAAAUGCAAGCUGAUUCAAAAGUAGGGGUGGUGGAAACCAACGCACGGUUAAUAUUAUCCUUGAGGGACUGCCUAAUCCAUUAAAUUUUCCGUUACACCGAUUAAUGUCAUGAACAUAGUCGUUUGUCAUUAAAUUGGUUACCACAUUGGAGAGCUGGCAGUAGCUAGCAGUUAUUGCUAAAUAAUUCGAAGAAAACCUAAACAUUUUAAACAUGCAUGUAAGACAACGGAAUGUCCCGUAAACCUACUGAUGUGAAUUUUGUUCCUUCGCUGUCCUUUUGAAAUGGCAACCACGCCACUAGGCAGUCUUGUGACCUUUUCUGUACAACAAUUCACAACAUCCACUCGAUUUAUCCUUCUCACCCACAGGGUUAAGCUAAAAAAGUACUGUAAAUGACAAAAAAAUUUUUUUUUAAAUUAAAAAAUCAAGUUUAUGAGAUAUACAGUAUAUCUAGCUGCAUAAACCCAAACACGUAACAACAUAAUGAUUUGCCAUUUGGGUGUUUGUGCAUUUUAUUUGUUAACUCAUUGGCUGAAAACGACGGCGCUGACGUCAAAUUCAUUUUUACUAGAAAGGGCAAAUGAACAACUGUUCAUUCGCACCUCCCAGUUAAAAUGAACUGAACCUCCAGUCCCGUAAAUGACAUUGGAAGAUGACCUUUCACAGUCAGUCCUCCCAUUUUAAAUGAAUCUGACCUCUAUUGUUGUCAAUGGCAGGCGGUGAGUUAGUGAGUUUAAUUUGGUUAAAUUCAUUUUUUUAAAUUUAUUUAUUUUUUUUAAAUUUAUGUUAGAGAACUAACGGGUCACUUUCUGUUGAGUUUGGGCGACUUCCGGUACAUAAUGGGACAUUCCGAUUACCGGUUUCAAGGUAUACCGUGGUAUGAAAAUUUCAAGAUUUUAGACCCGCGAAAAAUCUCCGUCAUAUCAUCCCUUAGGUAUUAGCUAUGUUUUUAUGUCCCAAAAAAUGAAUCGAGAAAUCCUUCACUUGAAGCUGUAAGGCUCAACCCUCCCACACUGGUCGUUGCUCAGUAUCAGUGAGUCAACUGUGCUACACGGUGGCUGGAGGAGGUGAAGCUCCUGAAAAUGUUCCCCCAUCAAAGAAAACGAAAUCACUGGUAUGGGAAUAUUUCGGUUACAGACGGCCGCAGCUUAGAGGAGAAGGGCCAACCGACAUGUAAAACAUGUUUGCGGAGGGGCCACAAUAUGAUAUGAUUUCGCAUUUAUACAAAAUCAAAGAUUAGUAAACACUGUCAUGAACGAUUCCCACCAGCUACGAGAGUAAAUUCUAGUGAUGCAUGAUAGUAAAUUUUUCAACCGAUAUCGAUAACCAAUAAUUUCCUGCCCAUUCCACCCGAUAACCGAUAAUGUCACGCCGAUAAUUCUAUUCAAAUAUGUAUGUAAAAUUUUAAAGUAUACAAAGAUCCAAUGCUACUGUACAAAAAUGUAAUUUAGUGCUAUUUUUUCCACAUCAAAUGUGAACAAGUAGUAAAUUCCAACAUCUGAACUAUGGCAAUGACAUUGUGUAAUGGUAAGCUUUUGGCAACAAUUACUUACAGAGUAAACACCCAAGUUGCACAAAAAUGCUUUUAAAAGUAAGCCAUUCCUAAAAUAUAUCACAUUACUACACUGCAAAAACACCUCCUUAAAACUAGCAGAAUUGGACAAAACUGUUGAUUGCGCACAUUUGGAGGCUAAAUCAAGUAUAUAAUUAUCGGAUUGCCUUAUCGGUUGAAUUUCGUUUUAUCUGGAUUAUCUGUGUGACGUCAUAAUUGCCAUUAUCGGCCGAUAAUUAUCGGUGACCGAUAUUAUCGUGCAUCUCUAGUAAAUUCCAGCGUGUUUAGUGUGUCUAGCGGUGGUAAAACAUGUGUUUAUUUUCUCUCUGGCAACUGUAUGUGUUGAGAAAGAGAGUGUGUGUAUAAUGUAAACAUUAUACGAGUCAUACUCAUGUGCUUUUUAUGGAAAAUAAUUCAAUUAUUUUUGUUCUGAUGGUAUAAAGGUUGAGCUGUGGCUGUGGGUUUGGGCUCACCUAAAGUAUUAUUUUAAUUUUAUCUUAAAUAUUUUGUUGUUUUUUGAAAGAUUUAUUCUAAGAUUAUACCUAUGUUCCAAUUUGGUAAUGUUUUGAAAAGUAAAAAUCCUGUUUGAUGGAUUUUUUUUUCUAAAAGUAACACAUUUUAGCUGUAAUUGAAAUACCGUGAUACUGUGAAACCGUGAUAUUUUGGCUAAGGGUUAUCAUACGGUCAGAAUCUCAUACCGGCACAUACCUAUUCUGGGGUCACUUUUUCUGCAUUUUGGAUCACUUCCUAUUGUUUUGGGGGCAUUUUCAGGUCAUUUCAUGUUCAUUGGUCAUUUCCUGCUGCAUUUAAAGCAUUUUCAUGUCACUUCCUGUUCAUUUCAGGUCUUUUCUGUUAAAUUUGGGUCAUUUUCUGAUGAUUUUGGGGCAAAUUAAGGUUACUUUUCUUGUCAAAAAUAAUUACUGCCACUGGAGGGAAACAGAAUGAGUUAAUGAAAAAUAACAUUUAACUUUUUAUUUAUGUAGUAUUGAAAAUGGCUCAGAGUAUUUUUAGAGUAUCGAUAUCAAGUUAAAAUUUUAGUACUGUGACAACGGUACUAUCUACCUUGUUGAGAAAUGAGUAAACUGCUGAAUUGUGAGCUGGUUUGACACAUUUACUAUGCACAUAAAUAAAGGACGAGCUGCUCAGUGACUGAGGUUAAUGUCUAGCAUGAACAUCUUCACGAAUUAUUUUUUUCUAAAUUGCGAUUACACAGAUCCCAUCUGCAGACUCAAUUUUCCACUGUGCCUCAGUGAACACAGUUGAUGCAAAAAGCAGUGUGCCUCACAAAAUUUUGGACAACAGAAAUGCAGACUCAUCCAUGCACGUCUUACAAAAAUGUUGAAGGACUUCUGGGGUCGAUGGUACUGGCUGUUCUAUGUGCUGUUACAGCCACAUAGACCAAAACAUAAACCCCCCGAGCCAGAGACUGGAUCGAUUUUAAAGUUGAAUCUGACAAACAAAGAUGAGAAAUGAACAAUUUCAGGGGAAAAAAGGAGCAAACAUCAGCUACCCUCCCUCCCCUGCCUUGUUUUACUCUUCCAUUCUGUGCACACUCUGUUCUUAGCACAUCAGCAGCAAUGCUGAUGUAACCAAUUAUUCUGGUUUAAGGCCUAAACAUGGCCACUUCCAGAUAGAACCUUAUUCAUUAGUCAAAAGACCUUGAUCCAAAAUGGGGCUGUGCCUUACACAGGCCUGUAUGGUAAAAUUCCUUGUUUUUGUUUUUUUUGAAUGGCGUUUAAUCAGCGCGCCAAACAGCCCAAACCAUUUGACCUACCGUCACCGUUUAAUAUCAGAAUGACCGGAAUUUUCACACGACGCAGGGAAUUUUUCGAAUGACCACCCAAAAUUUUCUGUUCGCCCAUAAACAUGGGUUUUUGGAAAAAUAAAAAAAACAAUCAAAACGCUACUUGUCCUACAAUUUUUGAUCAAAUCACAUAGUUUACAAAUUAAUAAAUUCCAGGACGGUAAGGGGCAUAAAAUUUGUAUACAGAAUUUGGCAAAAACCUACAGUUCCCCCAAAAUUCGCCAAAAACUGUCCCAUUCAUUUCUAAUGGAAUGCCAUUGACGGCCGUGUACGUCUAAAUUUCCUAUUCAUUUUCUAAGGCAGGAAAACGUAAAUUCUUGUUAUUUUUUUUACAAUUUACCAUUAAAGCCUAUUGACAUUCAGCUGGCGCCCAAAUAAAUCAAUGCCAUUGACAGCCAUGAACAUCUAUGCCAAUGAUGGCCACGGACAUCCGAAUUUCCCAUUCAUUUCCAUUGGCUUUUACAUUACAUUGACACCCAUGUACACAGAUGCCAAUGAGGGCUAUGCACGUCCAAGCCAUUGAUGACCAUGUACUGCAUGUCAAUUCUAUUGAUGCAAAUAUUUUUGGAUUCCAUUGACGUAUAUGUAAGUCAAUGCUAAUGAUGAGAAUGUACGUCUUAAAUUUCCCAUUCAUUUUCAAUGGCAAAAAACAUGUGUGCCCAAAUCAAGAUAUCAAUAGAACAUGUCCCCCAAAUGUCCCCAAAUUAAUAGAAAAUGACCUGAAAUCAACAGGAAGUGUCACCAAAAUGUCCCCAAAUCAACAGGACAUGUCCCUGAAAUGUCCCCAAAUCAACAGGAAGUGACCUGAUGGAUCUGUAUCUACCACAGCAAAGCCCCAUCAUAAUUUCUCGAGAAAUUGCAGUUUCUAUGUAGUUGUAAAUUUUAAUAGUAAAAAGAGUUACAAUUGUAGUUCUGGAAUAAGAGGAAGUAGGAAUGGAAACAAAAAGUAUUUUUGCCCAUAGGAUCUAUCAGGUAGAUGCAGGAAAACAUGUUGUUUAUUAUUUCCAUUACAGCAGUAGAACCAUAUAAAGUUUGUCAGUUGCCCUGUAAGUUAUUUAUGAACUAUUAAGUCUUUUUACAUCAGCAAAACUAGUGUUUCAUGAAAGGUUUGUAGCUACAUCUGACGUUUGAAAUAUUCAAAGUGCGCAUGACUCACAGGAAUUACCCUGGAUGCUGAACACAGCUCCUUUCUGAACUUUUAACUGAGAAUUCUUAUUAAAUUCAAAUAUAAUAAGUAUACAAAUGCACGACCAGCAUGACCAGAUGCAGAACAAAAAAGACUCAUUGUAUAUAGACAAGUUUCCUGAGCGAAAUAUGGCACGACGUAGAUGACACGUAGAUGAGAUUGGAAGAUUGUUCUUAUCACUUCGUUGCUCAUUCGUGGACAAAACUAUAACAAACUGUCAGCCUUUGUUGGCAUGGCUACAAAAUCACACGGUCUUUGUAGUGGCACGAGCUUGGUUCCACAUCUACCUUCAUUAACAUGUUUUCCUCCCCUGUCGUGAUGAUGGCAGAUGGAUGCGGCAUUUCCAAAUUGUCUUUGUUAAGAGAUUUUGAUGAGUAAUGUUACUCCAGCUCCAUUGUUGUUUUGGAUGGAGAAAUUCUAAAACGGAAGUUGCUCACAGACAUUAGGAAGUAAAGCGGAAGUACCUUGGAAACUUGUCUAUAAACUUAAAAAAAAUAUAUUGGGUUGAACGUUCGUUCACCAAUCCCAGUCAAAAUGGAUUAGACGUCUAGCGCUGUGGAUCGCAGCAGAAAUGAUUUGGGUCAGGAUCUGCGGUUGAUGUUGACUGCACACCCACAGUGAAAAUCCAAGAUCUCAUUAGUGUUUUGUGGAGGCAAGAUUGAAGAAUUUCUCAACAAUUUACUGAAGGGAAGAGAGAGCCCAUACGACACCAGCGGCACCAUCUCAUUGACAUAAAAACGGAAAAAUAAAACGACUCCGGAGAGCUUCUGCAGCUGAUAGUGGCAGCACACUUCCACACAACACCUCGUGUAUCACAGUUUAUGGUCGACGUGUCGACAGGAGCUGGAGAAGAUACAGCUGGCACACUUUAAAGAAUCGUGUGUGGGGUGGAAAUGUAGAGCAAAUGGCACUGAAAGAAAGGGUCGAGGUCGCUGGAGUCCAGCAGCACUUUGAGGCUUAAAAGAAGAUCAGAAGAAAAGGAAUCCCCUUAUUCGUCACAAUGGCACCCUUUAGUAUUGCUAAAUUGGAGGCUCGGCUGCCAUUGCUUUUCCUUUGUUUAACACUCUGCAUGUCUGCGCUUGACUUCGCCGCAGCAACAAUCCAAGGAUACAUUGGAGAAAAUGACCCGAUAUGCCCAUCUGUUUGCAGGUGCGAUGAAGACUUUAUUUACUGUAAUGAUCGUGGCUUGAACUCCAUCCCUUCGCUGCCUGCUUCGGCAUCUGUCCUCUACCUUCAAAACAACCAGAUAAACAACCCGGGCCUUCCCACUUCCUUAGAACGCCAGCUUACUGUACGUGUUGUCUACCUCUAUGAUAAUGAACUGGAUGAAUUCCCCGUGCAUUUGCCGCCAUCUGUCCGUGAGCUGCAUUUGCAAGACAAUAACAUCCGCACUAUUCCUCGUAGCGCUCUGGCUCGGAUGCCUCUACUGGAGAAGCUCCAUUUGGAUGACAACUCUAUUUCAACCGUCAGUAUUGAAGAGCAGGCUUUCGCAGAUAACCCACGACUGCGCUUACUUUUCCUUUCCCGUAAUCACCUGUCUAGUAUCCCGUCAGGAUUGCCCGCAUCUCUGGAAGAACUCCGUUUGGACGACAACCGAAUCUCCACUAUCCCAACCCAUGCCUUCCGUGGCCUCACCUCACUCAGAUGUCUUGUUUUGGAUGGUAAUCUUUUGGCAAAUCAGCGCAUCGCUGACGACACCUUCUCACGUCUCUCCAAUUUGACAGAGUUGUCAUUAGUUCGUAACUCCCUUCAGACUCCGCCCGUCAACCUUCCCAGUGCUCAUCUCCAGCGUCUAUCUCUGCAAGAGAAUGCCUUGAUUCACAUGCCUCGUGGUUCUUUAGACGGCAUGCGUAGGCUGCAAAGGCUAGACCUCUCUGGAAAUAAUCUAACUACCCUGCCAAGAGGACUGUUCAAAGAUUUAGACAACUUAGGUCAGCUGUUGGUGCGAGGUAAUCCUUGGCACUGUGGCUGUAAUUUGCGAUGGCUAUUUGAUUGGUUACAUGUCCGUGGUAACUCAGUCACAGUAAGAGGUCUUACCUGCCACGGACCUGAAAGGGUGCGGGAUAUGGCUCUAAAAGACCUGUCGACUGAGAUGGAGGAAUGCGAAGUAGUUAGGACAGCUGGGACUAAAGACAAAGCAGGUCUUGGCGGAGUAGACAGUUCUACCACCAACGUACCUCCCCAAGGGUCCCUCUUUACUCUCCGGUCAAAGCGACCUGGUCUAGGAUUUCCAGACUCUGGCUUGGACUAUACACUCAGUAGCAGUGGCGUAGGGAAAAGUCUGGCUCUCAAUGUUAAGCCUCUUUCUCACAGUAGUGUGCGCGUUACAUGGAGUGUAGCACAGCCAAGUUCUUCCUUCAGGCUGAGUUGGCUUCGACUAGGUAUCGGUAAUGCCAUGGGGUCAAUCACUGAGACCUUGGUCAGGGGCGAUCGCCGUGAGUACAUGCUUACUUCCUUGCAACCGCGCUCGAGCUACAUCAUCUGUAUGGUGCCCAUGCCUGGCAGCUCAGAGAGUAAAGGGCCAACUUCAGGAGAAUCUGACUCCGAUGAAGCUCUGGUGUGUGCGAAAGCUGAAACCUCUGAUCUCAUUCCAUCUGAGGAAGACGAAGAUAAUAAUUCACAGCCCAUUACGGUGCUGCCCUUGACAGGGAUUAUUGGCGGAGCUACAGCAAUUGUAUCUUUGGCCCUUAUUUUUGCCAUAUUUUGCUGGUAUGGGCACAGGAGUGGUCACCUGUGUUCCCGAGACCAUUACACUCGCAACAGCUCCCGCAAAAGCAAGAAUUAUGACGACUAUAUUGAGUCAGGCACCAAGAAAGACAAUACCAUAUUAGAGAUCCGUGGUCCAGGGUUACAGAUGACACCAAUGGCAGCUUGCCAGCCCAUGCAACCUAAACCGCUACAAGAAGAUUACAUCAUUCAUACCAUAUUCCCAUCGAAUGGCACUGGCCUGUACAAAGGUGCCAAUCAUAUGUCUAAUAUGAGGCAAAGCAUCAACAGGGGUUAUAGAGAAGGAGGAAUCCCAGAUAUAGACUAUUGUUACACAUGAUGUACUACAUAUACAUGAUCCUGACCACAGAAUCAUUGGUAAACUGUAUCAGAUGCACAAUGUUCCUCCACACGGACAAUUCAGAAGCACCCUUCUGUGCCUUUGACUUCUGGUCUCUCAUUCCAUAUUACCUGUGGUUUAUCUGCACUAAGAAUACGGUAUGUGAUUUUCUGGACCUGAAACUGUGUGGGAACUAUUCAGUACUGGGAGCAGACGAGACAUUCUUUUUGUAAAUGCACAGUGGACCGUUGCACAUCUCAGUAAUGGCCCACGUUUGUUUUGCUGUGUAUUCUCCCUCUCUGUUACAUGUAAGCAAAGAAUGUAUGCUCUACUGAAAGAGCGGACGAUGGUGGAGACUGACUUGUUUGUUCACAAACAGGAGUUACUAUCCUAAUGAAGGUUAUGUUGAAAAGACAUUUCUGAUUCUCAUCUCUAUUUUUCACCCUCUGGUUACAGUAUGAAAUUUUAUCCAAAAAUCACUAUUCUAAAUGCCUCAAUUCUAUCAGUUUGCCCUACCAACUAUCCGGGUAAAGGACUUUGUAAAGCUGUGAACUGUUCUCGUUCAAAAACAAUAUGGCCAAUUGUCUUAAAGUAAAGCUUUUCAUCACCAUCACCGUGUUGCGCGAAUGUCAUGAGAUAUAACGUGUUUGUAGAUAAUUACAUUUGGUAUUGAUUGGAUUGUUUGAAAAUGUUUUUUUUUUUUUUUUUUUUUCUUAUAUCUCAUCAUCCACAGCUUUUUAUAUGUUUAGUCUUGUCUCCACUGUAAUUAUUUUUAACACCUUGAUGCCUUAAUUUACAUGUAACAAAUAUACAUAAAGCAUAGGAAGGAUACCUAAGUAUAUAAAAAUAAUAAAAUACUAAAUAUAGAAAGCUAAACUGAGGAAAUCAGCAAAAAAUUUGAAAAAUUCAAGUAAAAAGAAUCAUUAAAAAAAAUUCUAAUAAAUCAAGUGAUUACAGAGAAUUCGAAAUACAAAUUAUAUUUAAAUAUCAACCAAAAAUUGAUGAUUUUUUUGUUUCAUUCAAAUCUGAAUACUUUUCAAAUUAAUAUAUAAUAAAUUAAUUUUUCUAUUUUUCAAGUGUUUUUCGAUUUCUUGAUUCUAUAUAUACAAUAUACUGUAUAUUUAUUUAUAGAUGUAUAUAGCGGAAAACACUCAGGUGUGCUCUGAGACCCUCAAUUUCGGCAAAUUUCAAAAUUGUCCAAUAUGCAUGUGUGAUAUAUCAUUGGAAAGCGUAAAAUCUCAGUUAUUGGGGGAAGAAAAAUUUUGAACAGGAGGGCAUUUAAAAGAGAAAAAUAGUUAAACCACUAAACCCUAACUUGAAGUGAGAGCAUGAUGGAGCAUAAUUAAAGUCACCAUGAUUUCAGCGAGAUAUUAUCACGUGCCUACCUUGUUUCGAUCGCAAAACUCUGUGUAGCAUGUCUCACCGAGUGUCAAGACACAGCUGUAAAUCGCCACAGCCGGACUUUUUGGGGAUUUUAUGGGAGAAACACGGUAAUAUAACAAGGGUCGCAAUGCAGAAAUCGCAGACAACAAGGAGUGAUCGAGAGUGUCUUUUCAAGUAUUUACCCUUUUAAACUGUUUUUUAUUUUAUUUUUUUAAUUAUUUUUUUUCUUUGUUUGGAUCGGUUAUUUACCAUCUUAGAUAUUGGGGGAAAUACAACAGUAACAAAAAAAUAUACAAUUAAGCAAUAGUUAUGAGGUAGCUAUCUGUGACCUAUUUACAGACACUAUAUUUUUAAUUGUGACUUAAUUUGUUUAAAAUUUUAAAAUACGCGAGUUAAUAAUUUUGUAAAGUUUUUUUUUUUUAAAUCUAUUUAAACAUCAAGUAAUGAUUCUAAGCUAAAAAUGAUAGACAUUUCGAAAAAUAAAUCUAAUUCUUUUUCUGGCUGGGUUGAAACAAAAGCGGUUGCACGGCUUUUGUAAACAGGGGUCCCCGGGGUAAAACAGACAGAUUAAAAAUAGUUUGGGGGCUUAAUGUGCCAUGAAUCUGCUAAGGCAGCAUAUAGACAUAUUUUUCUAUCAAACACAACAGUUCUUUUGGCUUAAAAUACAGCACUUUAUUUUAAAGAGGGGUGCAAGAGCAGAACCUGCUUUUUCAGCCUUGUCUGUGUUUUCCGCCAUACACUAUAUCUAUUUAUCCGUAUCUAUACACAGUUUAUAUAUAAAGAUAUGAUACAUACAUGUAUAAAUUAUUAUUUUUAUUAUUUUGUACUUAUGUAUUCCUUCAAUGCUUUUUUAUGUAUAUGGUGUUUGUUUAAUGUAAAUUCAGGCAUUAUAAGGUUUUAAAUUGCUCACCCCUAUUUGUGUCAGUAUUUAUGAAAACCACUUUUAAAAGAGGGACUUGUUUCAUCUAAAAAAAAAAAAUAAAAAAAAAAAAGGAGUCUUUGGGUUUACAGGAAUAAGACCUCAUGUAAAAUUCACCUCGAGGUAUCAACCUCAAUUUGACAUUUGUGGAAUCCUGCUGAUUACUCUUUGCCUGUAGACAUCCAUAUACUGAAAAUUAGCAAUUUACACAUAUUGGGAGCUUCUUGUAUCAGUCAUAUUCUCGCUGGAAUGAAAAAUGAGGCAUCACAAUUGACCUACACAGUGGGCUAUCCAUGCCACAAGCAAGUGGAUAGAUUUGUAGCGUCAUCAAAGAUGGGGUGAUAAGGAGGGUUUAUUGGUGUUUGUUUUGGGGAUGGUAAAAUGCUCAUUCUGACAUUUUUAUUACCUAGUGGCACUGAAAAUGUAUUAGCACUUAGCAGAGAAGAGGAAUAAAUGUAACGAGAGACGUAAAGUGUAAAGUUAACAUCUCCAAGCACUGAGAAAGACACGGAAUUGAUUGUGUUGUCAUGAUGAAGCUCACCCGUGCGUUAACUCUUUGGCUGACAUUGACGGGGCUAGACAUCCAAUCCAAUUUUGACUGGGGGGGGCGAGUCAUUACCCCCUUCCAAUGACUCGCCCCUCCCUGUCAAAAUUGGAUUGGACGUCUGGCACUGUCCGUGGCAGUGAACGAGUUCAUACUGGUAUGUUUGUCAUUCACAAAUUGCUGUAAUUUGAGUUUUAAUGUUCUUUAUUACUGUGUUACUUCCAAAGGAGACACCAAUUGUGCUUCCUUGACUGUUUUGUCUUGCCAGUUUUACGGUGGUCUCUGACAAAAUGUCAGUGCAAAUCAAAAGUUCUUGCACUCAGAAGCUUGAAAUAGCAGCAAUUUACUGGCCUGGAAAAUUCUAUUUAAGAGAAUGUUGAUAUUCAGUAAUUGCUAUUUUGCAGUGGUAAUAAACUAGAGAUGUGCAUACUAAUCAAGGCUUUGUUUAGCAGGGUGCCGGUCUUAAAUUUUUUCUGGUCUAUGGAAGAAAAACAAGACUGUGUGGAUUUAAGUUACUGUGCAUCAACACACUAUGACAACUCAUUUGGGCAGCAUAAGUCAUUAUUAGACUGGCGUUCACACAAAAAUUCAGAGCUUGAUCAAUUAAAGUCCUACACUAAUACAUACCUUCUCAUUCCUUGUAUAAAUAUAUAAACAAUGGCCGCAACCACAAAUAUUUUUAUUCUCUGAAAUAAUAGAAGGUAAAGGGUGCCAUACAUUUGAGUAAAUUGUGUAUGUGAAAUAAAAUGAAUUUGUGUGAAUUCAGGUGGACUCAAUAAAGGUUUUCUAAUCUUGUUAUUACCGACAGCUGUUAUUUCACCAUGGAAGAAUUUUUAAAAGCAUGAGCAUAUGACAAUAAACCAGCAUUAAAUUUGAAGGACUGGGAUUUUUCCGUAGAGGUAAAGCGGGAUCAUUUUUGUACAAGCAGUUUGGGAUUACAUUCCUAACUUCAAAUGAAUAAUUUAAGAUAUUUUGCACAAUAGGAGAGCCACAAGUACAUUUUACAAAGAAAAUAAUAGCAUUUUGUUGUGCUAUUUUUUUCUUUCUUUCUGUGUAUUGACUGCAAACACUUUGUCCAGUGCCAAUUACAAUGAUAGAUGUCCAAUUAUGCAGCUCUUUUUAUCCUUCUGAUGUGAAUUGAAAUAAGUUUUUUACUUAUAGACCACCAAUCCAUUUGAACUAGAAGGUUGGCAGGAUUAGAGGUCAUUCGCAGCCAUUCCUCCCAGUUCAAAUGGAUUGGACGCCCAGGUGAAUCUUAUUCUGUUUGUGUCUUAAGUAGACAAAUUUCUGGUUAUGAAUCAUUGAAGAAAAGCACAAACUAACACAUAUUAAGGAAAAACAUGCCUACACUGAAAAAAGCGAUUUUGGAGAGUGGUAAAUAUAAUAUAUCCAAACUGUAUAAAAUUUUCCUAAUCUUCCUUGUCACCCAAGGAAUUAUAAAAUAAUGGGUAAAUUUCACACAUACUACCUCUUCGUUAACAGUAACAACUAUCACAUGGAAAAAUAGGGUAACAUAUACCCCAAAGAACUGUGGUCGAUAGGUGUCAGGCGAAAUGCAAUGUCCAAAACCUUUUCAACUAGAAAAAAAUAGCACAAUUCCCAAUUGUAACACCAGACGCAUUUUUUUAAUGAAAAUGACGUAAAUCGUUUGUGCUACAACGGUUUUUUAGAUACAGUAUUAUGGUUUUUAUUGAGAUUUUAGUUUCCUUAGCUUAGCUCUCGCGGCUAAUGGAGCGUACCAACCCUCUCAAUAACAGAGGGUUGUCUUAACAACUAGCACGAUUAAAACACACAUUCGUGUCAGUUUUGCAGUAAAUUGGGGGCGUGGGGUUCAGAUAUUAAUAUCGGGUGAUGAUGUUCCUCUAAGCCCCUCAUUUACUGCAAAAUGGUUCUGAAGUGGUGCCAUUCGUGUACGUCCGUGCUAGUUUUUAGGACACCCCUCUGUUAAUGAGAGGGUUGGUAAGAUUUAUAUAGUAAUAUUAUCUUAUAAAUCAACUAUUAGUAAUUAUAGCACAAUUCCCAAUUGUAACACCAGACGCAUUUUUUUAAUGAAAAUGACGUAAAUCGUUUGUGCUACAACGGUUUUUUAGAUACAGUAUUAUGGUUUUUAUUGAGAUGUUAGUUUCCUUAGCUUAGCUCUCACGGCUAAUGGAGCAUACCAACCCUCUCAAUAACAGAGGGUUGUCUUAACAACUAGCACGAUUAAAACACACAUUCGUGUCAGUUUUGCAGUAAAUUGGGGGCGUGGGGUUCAGAUAUUAAUAUCGGGUGAUGAUGUUCCUCUAAGCCCCUCAUUUACUGCAAAAUGGUUCUGAAGUGGUGCCAUUCGUGUACGUCCGUGCUAGUUUUUAGGACACCCCUCUGUUAAUGAGAGGGUUGGUAAGAUUUAUAUAGUAAUAUUAUCUUAUAAAUCAACUAUUAGUAAUUAUCAGGUAUGGUGGCU